This is a messenger RNA of Oikopleura dioica, 417 nucleotides long. The record is from the annotation of a GenBank genome assembly. NCBI's taxonomy places the organism in Eukaryota, Metazoa, Chordata, Appendicularia, Copelata, Oikopleuridae.
AUGCAAGACGACGCUGGCGGGCUCGAAGCAAUGUCCAAAGACGAGUGGUUCUCUAUUCCGCCCAUCAAGGAUACCUUCGUCGUCAACUUUGGAAAUCUUCUCGAGCACCUUACGUACGGAGUCAUUCCUGCAACGUUUCAUCAAACUCUAACAUGGCUUUCUAUUUACCUCUUGAAAGAUACUAAAAUGGAUGAAAAACUGACGAGGCUCGAAGAAUUCAAAUGGAACGCUCAUGAACUAUCAGAAAUCAAGCGAAAAAAGGAAGAGAAGGGGAAGAUCUUCGACGCAAGCGAGGAUGAAACUUUCAGGGAAUUCUUUGAUAGAGUCGGUUUACGGCCUAAAUUUUCGGAGGAUGAUGGAAAAAUGUUCUAUCAUGUCUGGGUGAUGAUUGAACGAGACGGACCCUACGACGACUAG